Vigna unguiculata (cowpea) is the source of this 1109-nucleotide messenger RNA. Its product is annotated as glycine-rich protein. NCBI's taxonomy places the organism in Eukaryota, Viridiplantae, Streptophyta, Magnoliopsida, Fabales, Fabaceae. The record is from RefSeq and is a predicted model, not a curated record.
CAUCUGUCUUCCACACCCUCCCAAUUAAUGCUUUUUCCUUCCACUCACACAUUCAUUCAUAUCUCUAUAUAUAUAAAUUUCUCAACCUUCAUCAUCAUCAUCACAAACUCAACUUUCAUAAAAAUCUCAUUUCAUUUCAACUCCAAAACAAAAACACACACACACACACACAAAAAAUGAACCCCACAAUCACCUUUCUCUUCUUCUUCACCCUUCUCCUCAUAGCAUCACCCUCCGUCGCAACCCGACCCGCAUCCAACCCUAAUCAAGUGAAGCACUCCAAAGACACCAACAACAACCAAGGUGGUGCUGGUGCCGGUGCUGGUGGUGGUCUUGGUGGUGCAGCUGGUCCAGGUGGGUUCUUCGGCCCCGGUGGGGGCUUCAGCAUACCCGGAUUCGGAAACGGGUUUGGGAACGGCAUCGUGGGAGGAGGGUACGGAUCCGGGUACGGAGGUCCGAAUGGAGGGUCCUCUAAAGGUGGCAUCGUAAGACCAAGCGUUGUGUGCAAAGAAAGAGGCCCUUGUUUCCAGAAGAAGGUCACGUGUCCAGCCAAGUGCUUCUCCUCCUUCAGCCGCUCCGGCAAGGGCUACGGCGGCGGCGGCGGUGGCGGCGGCUGUACCAUUGACUGCAAAAAGAAAUGCAUCGCUUAUUGCUAAGCCAGUUAAUUAAGCACUAUAAUAUGUAGGUAACACUUGUUAUGCCUUCUACUACUAUGUUUAAUGGUGACGUGUACAACAAUUUUACACUACUUUAUCGAUCACAAAUCAUAUUUUAAUAUAAAUUUGAAGAUAAUCUCCAUAAAAAUGAAGAAAGUUAUAGAUUUGUGAUUGGACGGUAAUGUGAAAUGUUUUACAUGGAUAGUUACCUAUAUGGUGACGUUGAUGAUCAUUUUAGAUGAUAUAAAUAAAUGAAAAGUAGAUACAUAUCUAUGCAGGUGCUUGUUCGAGUUGGUUUUGAUUAUUAUGUGUAUGGGUGGAAAAUAUAUAUUAUGAGAGAAUGCUUGGUAUUUUGACUCUGUAAUAUUAUAGGAAGAUAGGGUAUUAUAUGUUAAUUAAGCUGCUGCUGUUGUUCCAUUUUAAGUAAUGAUGUGAAGUUUUUUCUGAACUUAA